Ipomoea nil (Japanese morning glory) is the source of this 1408-nucleotide messenger RNA. RefSeq lists its product as uncharacterized. NCBI's taxonomy places the organism in Eukaryota, Viridiplantae, Streptophyta, Magnoliopsida, Solanales, Convolvulaceae. The transcript is spliced from 4 exons. Bases 72 to 1343 code for a protein of 423 amino acids. The record is from RefSeq and is a predicted model, not a curated record.
AUCUCCCGGGGCCUAUACGCAAUGAAUAAAAAGAACUAGACUUUUGGAGGGUUUUGGUGGGAUACUAGGUGAUGUUGAGCAGAGCUAGGCGGAGGGUAGUCUUGAAUCUCCGGCACUUGUCGACGUCGGUGAGAAACCGCGCAGAAGAUGAAGGCGACUGGCUAUACUCGUCGGAGUGGUGGGACGGCAAGGGCACCGACGGUCAAACUGUUUACCAAUCAUUUUCCGACAAGGGAAACGGCCAAGUCUCCGUUAUAGCUUACCCUUCCUCCAGACCGGAAAAAGUUUACUGGGAAAGAACAGAGAAAUGGCUUCAGCAAAGGUAUGGUGAGAUACAUCCAGGUUAUAAACACGAGGGAAAUUUCAAGAUUCUUGGUUACCAGUGGCGUGCUCUUCGCUUUAAUGAUGAUACUCGCCAGAGCACAGUUAAAGUAAUGGCUGCUUACAGAAAGUCGGAUCCUGGUUCUUUGUUCUUGAUGCAGCAGGCACAUUGCCUGCCUAUUCCAUAUGUUAAGAGCAUGAUUUCUGCUGGGCUGGCUACGAUCUCUUCUUGUAACUAUGAUCUCCAUAAAGCUAUACACGGGGCAAAGACAAUGAAUAUCUUAUGUAUAGGUCAUGGUGGAGGAAGCAUACCGUUAUUUUUGGCAAGUAAAAUUCAAGGUGCUGUGGUGCAUGAUGUCGAAAUCGACCCUACUGUCAUCUCGGCUUCAGUAAAAGCUAUGGGAUUCCCAUCUUCCUCAGUCGUGACUCCACCUGGUAACCACACGUCAACAUUUGAUCCUAUCGAAGAAGUGCUGUGGAAAGGGACUCGCGAGAGAAUUCUGUUAUACGAAUCGGAUGCCGAGAAGUUUAUUAACGACACCACUGGACUCUACGACAUUGUUUUCAUCGAUGCCUACGACGGUGAUGACGUGUUCCCCUACAAGCUGUGGGACCCACACUUCCCGUUUCUCAAAGCUCUAGGCGAUCGUCUUCACCCCGAACACGGGACAGUCGUCGUGAACCUUCACUCGGACGUGGACUAUCGCGCUGCCGAGUUCAAUCCGGCUGGCGAGCACUUUUUGCCCAUGGGGAGGUACGUGAAACAAGUGUGCGGGGCGUACAAGGAAGCGUUGCUGGGGAAUGGGAAUUCUCGCAACGGUGUAGCGUAUGUAGUUUCUGUGCCGUGGGUGUGUAAUACAUCUCUUGUUGUGGCUAGAGGUUUUAGCAAAGGUGAUGGAAGUGUGAAUAGGGAAAUGGUUUUGAAUAGAGUGGCAUGUAGUUCCUUUGAAGUUGAAAAUGCUCUUGACUUGCCAUUUUCUUGCUUACAAUAUAUUAAAAGAGGGUUUAUUCUUGUGGACUGAUAACCAGUUGUUGGAGAUAUGCUAAACGGAUAAAUAGACCAUUUGUGCCAUUGUGGUUGUGUUUA